GAGUGGCAUGGAGCUGUCCUCUUGGAUGAGGGCUGAAUUGAAGCUGGGAGGGAAUUAAUUGGGUGAGUUUCUUCGUCCUGAUGUAAACACCGGGCUGACGUCAGAGGGAGACGCGCCUUAAAAUCCAAAGAGCGCAUACAGGGAGACGCAUGCUUAGAUCACAGACAUGAUCCGGCUCAUGGUUGUAGGAGAAGUGGGAGGCAGUGGAAAGCGGCAGCAGCCGUAGUGAGUAAAAGAGAGAAGUUCCUUCCAGAGCCCGAGGCGCGCUGGGAUGACAGCGGCGCGUAAAGGUCUGCGCGCCAAGACGUCGAUCAGGGGGUAGACAAUUUUGUUAUCUUUAAAAAAAAAGCGGAAAUUUGGACGGAAAUAACAGUGUCUCUGAUCUGGUGUCCGUGGGAAAACAAUCUGUUUGGCACGGAUGCUGUUGGAUGUGGCCACGCGUUUUUCUUCCUGCUUUUGUGUUAUUUUCCUACUUUGAACCAUGGCUUACUCGCAACUGGGAUAUUCCUACUCCACCCCACCACAGUUUCUGAUGACCUCUGGUUCUCCUGCGUCGCACCCAGUGCUGCGCUCCCCGGGCCAUCAGCUCCCUCCUGGAAGUGGCAUCGGGGUCUACGGCGGCGCUUGCCCAAAGAGCCACAGCUACUACAACACAUGCGCCAGCGACGCCUCAUCUCUCUAUUCCAGGGGGCCACUGGAUCCCAAAGAAGCUGCCCCCAUGCAUUUGGGGACAUCUCAGACCUCUGCCUAUUAUCCUUAUGAAUACACAUUUGGACAAUAUCCUUAUGACAGAUAUGGGUACUCCUGCUCGGAUAGCUCCUCGCGUCGUAAAAAUGCCACCAGGGAGACCACCAGCACCCUGAAGGCCUGGCUGCAGGAGCACCAGAAGAACCCGUACCCCACCAAGGGCGAGAAGAUCAUGCUUGCUAUUAUCACCAGGAUGACCCUCACACAGGUGUCUACGUGGUUUGCCAAUGCACGCAGGAGACUGAAAAAAGAGAACAAGGUAACAUGGUCACCAAGAGCCUGUAAAAGUUCUGAUGAGAGAGGCUGUGAUGAAGACAGCAGGGAAGCUGAGAAGCCGCUUGGAAGUAGCACACACCGUCAUGAUCAACCAAGUGCAGAACCCCAGAGUGACCUUGAGGACUUCGACAUGGUGGAGUCAGAUGCUUCUGAUGGCGACCCAAAGUCACAUGUUCUACCAGAGGACGAAGAAGCAAACCCAAACACAAAUCCUCCACACGGGCAGAGAUUGUCCGCAGAUUGCCCCAAACUAACACCAGUCAACCAUCAAAACACCUCCUUCUACAUGAAUCCAGACCUUCGAAGUCCUGACACCAAGCCAAAAAUCUGGUCCAUUGCACACACAGCUGUUCCCCCAGAAGCCGGCUCCCAGCCAGAAUACCCCCCGUGCAUGCUGUCGUCGACCCGGUCCUCCUCUCCUGUAUACCCAACGAACAUGGCGCUCACUAACGUGGACAGGCAACAAGAAUCUCCGGUGGCCACGCUGAGAGAGUGGGUGGAUGGGGUUUUCCACGGUCCUCCGUUCCAGCAUCCCAAACCAGCUGAGGUUUGGAAAGGCCUCAACGAAGCCAUGAUGGACAGUGGGACAUCCGCUCAACCCUUUGAACUCAUGCAGUCUACACCUUGUUUGUAGUCUAUGAACGUUGUAGCACUGGGGCGUAUGGACCAAAAACAAAAGUCUACAUUUUGUUCUGGCGAUAAGACUGAGUGACUGUACCUAAAGAGUCUUAAAUGGGAUUUAUUUUGCAUUCAUCUUGUAAGUCAUAAUGAGCUAAAUGGUAAAGGAAUUAUUUUAGCUCCAUAGGAAAGAGUCAGUCAGGUUUUCCAAGUAACAGUGAUGCAACCUCCAUCCAUUCUUGUGUUGUCAGUUUUGGACUUUGUUAGUGCUCAGAGGCAACCCCAAUUGUGUUGGUCCUAAAACAUCCUUAUACUUUCCACCCAGAAAGAAAUUCACAGCUUUCUUUGAUGAAAGCUGCCAAACAAUGAGGGAAAUGUGUUGCUCAGAUUUAGAAAAGAAAUCUUGUAAAGGUUUAAUCAAUAAUGGUUCCCCCUAAGUGUAGCAGAAAAAUGCCACAUCACUGUAAGUUUGAAGAAAAGUAAAGAAGUCCUUCAGCCCAUCGCCCCCUGAUAGCCAAUUAGACUGUAACCUUGGUUUAAUCGUAUCUUGAUAUUGUAAAACAAUUCAAACUCAUAAUAAAAAGCAGUAUUAGCUUUUAGUAUUAGUAUUAAAUUAAACAUUUGCUUUUGCUCAGUUUGUUGUUUUCUCAUCCAAACAGCAUCAGUGAUCACAAGCUAAAGUUAAUGAUUAAUGGAUAAUGGGCCUUUCAGACAGGAAGCCACUGCGUUCUCAAACCUGUUAUUUUCAGUGGCAUGCACCGUGCAAAGGCACAAAUGUGCUGUGCCGAGCCAUGUGCCAGCAAAGCACCGCGUACGGCUUGGCGAGCUUUGUGCACGGCGCAGUAAAGUGAAACUAUUUUGAACUUUGACCGCGAUGCGCAGUCACAGAUACACGACAGCCAGUAGAAACUGUGCCAUCCGAUCAUUGGCUGGAAAGACCAGGAAGCAAAAUGGGGGAGCAUUGCUUGAACUGUAUGAAUGACACAAGUUUGAGAUUGUAUCGCUUUAGCUCGUCACGGAUGCUGUUCGGAUGAGAAAACAACAAACUGAGCAAAAGCAAAUGUGUACUGUUCAACAUAGUUGAGCUUCUUAACAAGUCUCAACUCUCCAAGCUGAUCCUUAGGCCUGAGUGUUUUGUGCACCCACACCCUCUUCGUCCUUGCUGCUCUUUUUCUCCUAACUACCAACGCCAGCGCUUCACCUAACCCCACAGCAAGUGCAUUUCAAACUGGGUCCUGUGUGAAAGGCGCAUUAGGCUGCUAUUUGUAUCGUCCUGCUUGAUCAGCAGGGACUGGUGGGUUCGCUCUAUGUCCACAGGAAAUGGAACGGAAAAAAACUUUGGGUUUCGUGCAACAGGACUGAAGAUGACGUGUUCCUGUGAGACUCACGAUUAGCUGAGCAGCUGAAUUCUCAUGAGCUAAUGCUAGCUGGAUAUAUGCAACCACUUUGUGCUUAAUCUAGCAAAUAAAACAGCUCACACUGGAUGCGUUUAAAACUUCAAGGGAUGAAACAUUACAUUUCUAUAAGCAGUAUUAAUUGUCCACAGAUUAUUUUUAAUGUCAGAACAACUGAGCCAAAGUUACUUUGGUUAAUGCUAAAAUCCACCUGGAGUGGCAGAAAAAAUUUGAUUUUUUAAAGGGCUGCUGGCUGGGCAACAGCAUCAAAGAUGGUACGUUUCCUGUCUUUUUCAGGUUUUAAAGUUGUUUGGAAAUUGUCCACGCAAACUAACAGCUGGAUAAAGCAAAUCCACAGAGCAGAGAAGGCUAACAGCUAAUCACAUAGCCCUCGGUUUUGGCAAAAUCUAAAAUUUGCGGGCUGAGAGCGGACUGACCGGAGAGGCUGAUUGAUACAGCCGCCAGCGUCUGCAAACAUAAUUUUAGCACAGUCACAAGGGCACUGUUCAGCUUAGAAAUGUUAAGAAAAGUAAAAAUGGUAACGUAAAUAAUUUUAAAUCACUAAAAUGAUCUAAAAUGGCUAGCUAUUUUUUUUAUUUUUAUUAGAUUUUCUUCACUUAUCCUCCAAACUUACACUGAUAUGACAUUUCUGUUCUACAGCUACGGGAACCAUUAUAUGCUAUAUUAACUGCACAAAACCUUUCUUUAAAAAAAAAACAAAAAACAAAAAAAAAGAACAUUUAAAGAGAGCAAUCAGUUAGUAACGCCUGAUCCUGUUUUAAAAACACAAUAAUCCCAGACUCUUUUACCACUUGCAGGCUCUAAUGGAUUUCAGUUUUCAGAGUCAAAUCAUGUACAGUUUCCACUCAUGAAAAAAACCUGCUCUACUGUACACCUGCACCACAGCCUGCACAUGCACUAAGUCACCAAAAUAAAAAAAGUGUAUUUUCUGUUGCAUGGCAAUGUUCUCUCUGUGUGCCUUGCGUUGUGAUGGAACCCCUUUAGACGAUAUAAAGCGCUUUCUGGAGCUGGGGGAUACACCUCUGAAG
Fundulus heteroclitus (mummichog) is the source of this 4084-nucleotide messenger RNA. It is a transcript of the gene irx4b, whose product is annotated as iroquois homeobox 4b. The transcript has 6 exons. The record is from RefSeq and is a predicted model, not a curated record. Gene Ontology annotation, biological process: cell development; neuron differentiation; regulation of transcription by RNA polymerase II. Lineage: Eukaryota; Metazoa; Chordata; Actinopteri; Cyprinodontiformes; Fundulidae. Bases 482 to 1657 code for a protein of 391 amino acids. Gene Ontology annotation, cellular component: nucleus. Gene Ontology annotation, molecular function: RNA polymerase II cis-regulatory region sequence-specific DNA binding; DNA-binding transcription factor activity, RNA polymerase II-specific.